AAUGAACACACUGGAAAGAAGUAAAGGAUUAAAGAAAAAGGGAGCAAAAUGAUUGUGUGGGAAGUGGAAACACCCAAUUGCCAACUCUUAUAAAGCACCUGGAGAGGCCUACCUUCAUCAUAUUCCACAUGGUUCCAAGCUCCCAACCACAAGCAAAGAGAAAAGAAAAGGCUGAGAAGAUCUGAAUAGGAGGGUGUAAAGGAAAAUAUAGCAAAAACACUGAAAUCCCUAGAAUCCUAGUGGGUUUUGAUUGAUGGGUUUUGCAUAUGGUAGGCUCAUCAGCAAUGAGAUUGGAGACACAAACAGUAGCAGCAGGUUCUGUAAUUUCUGUUCAGAACAUGGUGGUGGCUACUGUGAUAUUGCUGCAGAGGCCCCAUUUGAGGAGAGGAAGAGAUUGGUGGCCAUUAGAAAUUCAUUGAAGGAAGUUGAGAACAUGGUCUUGUUCUUGGAGAGAUUAGAUUCUAGGCAGAUGAUGGAUAUGAAUGCAGCAUUCAACAGUUUGGAAGAAAGCAGACUAAAUCUAUUAGCAAAUGUGACAGAAUAUAAAGGAAGGGCACUUGAUGUUCUGACAGAACUGAAUGCACGUUUCGGACUCCAAAAUGGUGCGCCUUUUGAUUGGGAUUUGAGAGAGGGAUUGAAGAAAAAUGUUGAACCUUCUGGUGCUCAUCACAGCAGAAGGUUCCUCAUCACUAAUUGCAUGAGAAAGUUACUACUAAUCCCAUGGAAGUGGCAAAAGAAAGUUGGCAUUGCAGUGAAACUAGCUAUGUCUGCAAUGGCAGCUUAUCAUAUCAAGAAAUUGAUAUGCACAAGCUCAAGAAAAAGGAUUCCAUUUGUCGUUUCAAGAGAAGGAGGGAAAAGUAGUAGUGUAUUGACAAUCUCAAAGAACCCACUAGAUGUCUUCUGUGCUAGAGGCUGAUUCUUAUUGGAAUUUUAUUUUCACUUGCUGUUCUGGAAAAUUGUUUGAAUUCCUUUUACUUUCAUACAUACUAAUUGUUCAUGUAGCAUGAACCAUAUGAUAUACAAUAUACAGAAAGUUCUGCUGUUUUA
Messenger RNA from Rosa chinensis, 1047 nucleotides. RefSeq lists its product as uncharacterized. Lineage: Eukaryota; Viridiplantae; Streptophyta; Magnoliopsida; Rosales; Rosaceae. Gene Ontology annotation, biological process: chloroplast fission. The transcript has 2 exons. Bases 254 to 916 code for a protein of 220 amino acids. The record is from RefSeq and is a predicted model, not a curated record.